AUGGAGGCCACGGUGCCCGGCGCCUUCCUGCUCAACGGGCCUCCCUUCGGCGAGGCCAAGGCGCCCGUGUGCCAGUACGCGGUGCAGGGCUCCUUCUACAAGCUGGCGGCGCCUGCGCUGCCCGCCGGCACGCCGCACGGCAUCUCCGACAUCCUGGGGCGCCCGGCGGCCGCCGCGGCGCCCGGCGGCCUCCUGCCUCCGUACGCGCACCCGGGAGCCUUCGGCGGCCUCGGAGCCCAGGGCGUCUACUACGGGCCCCAGGCGGGCGCCUUCCCCAAGGCCGGCGGCGACUUGGCGCCGCGCGCCCGGAGCUGCUGGGCCGAGGGCGCCGCGGAGUGGCGCGGAGGGCGGCACUGCGGAGGGCCGCCGGCGCACCUCGCCGACGGGAUGCACAAGAAGAAGCACACGCGUCCCACCUUCACGGGCCACCAGAUCUUCGCGCUGGAGAAGACCUUCGAGCAGACCAAGUACCUGGCGGGCCCGGAGCGCGCCCGGCUCGCCUAUUCCCUCGGCAUGACGGAGUCRCAGGUGAAGGUCUGGUUCCAGAACCGUCGCACCAAGUGGAGGAAGAAGAGCGCCCUGGAGCCUUCAUCCUCCUCGCAGCGGGYGGGGGGCGGCGAGCGGGCGGCCUCGGAGCCCGAGGACGACGAGUACAACAAGCCGCUGGAUCCCGACUCGGACGACGAGAAGAUCCGGCUGCUGCUGCGGAAGCACCGCGCCGCCUUCUCCGUGCUGGGCCUGGGCGCCCACAGCGGCUGA
Molecule: messenger RNA, 759 nt
Organism: Nothoprocta perdicaria
Lineage: Eukaryota; Metazoa; Chordata; Aves; Tinamiformes; Tinamidae
Gene: NKX6-3
Product: NK6 homeobox 3
Exons: 3
Coding region: 1-759 (252 amino acids)
Biological process (GO): cell differentiation; regulation of transcription by RNA polymerase II
Cellular component (GO): nucleus
Molecular function (GO): DNA-binding transcription factor activity, RNA polymerase II-specific; RNA polymerase II cis-regulatory region sequence-specific DNA binding
Source: RefSeq, a predicted model, not a curated record